CUUCCCACCUCCUUUCCCGCCUGUUUCUUUGCUAAAGUGUUCGUAUCGCGAUGCAAUCCACCUAUGCACAGCUAACAUCCAACGAUCAGCACGGACAUUCUAAUGGAUCCACCUCUAACACACACACCACCCAUCAACGUAACACCCAGACGAUGGACUACGCUUUGCGCUCAGGCAUGGCAGGUGGCGUAGCUGGAUGCAUGGGCAAAACCAUCGUAGCGCCGUUGGAUAGGGUAAAAAUUUUAUUCCAAGCAAGGAACCCACUAUUCGAUUGUUAUGCAGGAAAAUUCACAGGAGUCUUUUCAGCGUUGCGCGAAAUCAUGAAGCAUGAAGGUGUCAUGGGCUUGUUUCAAGGUCACUCUGUGACACUGCUUCGGAUAUUCCCUUAUUCGGCCAUCAAAUUUGUCGCGUAUGAACAAUACCGAGCGAUCCUGAUGCCAACGGCGCAACAAAGAACAUCAUCAAGCCGACACUUUGUGGCUGGAUCUUUAGCAGGCCUUACGUCUGUAUUUUUUACAUACCCGAUGGAUUUGGUGCGAGUACGCAUGGCUUAUCAAGUCAAGCAGUCCCGCGAUACGCCACUUCGUCUGUCUGAUACCUGUCAAUCCAUUUACAACGAACCCGCUGCUGGUCGGCGAGCCGUUUCGAUACCACUUUUUAAGCUUGCCAACUUUUAUCGAGGAUUUAUGCCUACUUUGGCGGGAAUGAUACCGUAUGCGGGAGUGUCUUUUUGGACGUACCACAUAAUCACUCAAUUUUGUCGGCAUCAUCCAGCUGUCACUUGGUGGACUUUGGCCCCACUAAAUUUCGACCCAACUAGCUCACAGUCAACCGCUUCUCAACAACGUCUGCUCGACAAGCCAGCAUUAACCACAUCGGCCAAACUGAUCUGUGGCGGUAUCGCCGGUUUGGUGGCGCAAACAAGCAGCUAUCCCCUUGAGAUCAUUCGACGCAAAAUGCAAGUGGGUGGUUUGUUGAAUCCGUACGCAUUUAUCAGUUUCGCAGACGCUGUCAAGGACAUUUACCGAAGCAAGGGAUGGAGAGGCUUUUAUGUUGGUCUCAGUAUCGGGUAUAUCAAGAUUAUUCCCUUGAGCGCGGUGAGCUUCACGGUAUACGGAUACAUGAAAGAAGUCUUGAAUAUCUAGAACAACGGUUAGAAAAAGAGACACCACGACAUGACGGCUUCACGCGAGACAGGGAAACACGCCAUUCUUCAGACGACAAUGGUGUGGUAAUGUCUGUUAAAACAAACAAAAUGCAAGUGCAGGAAUUGGUCUGAAAAUGCAAACAAGUGUCCAAACCAAGGUUUUUUCUCCACGAACCUCGGAAGCCGUCUUCGCAAGCCCUUUUUCCGUGAUUGCCUGGAAACUGUGGAUGGCCAAUGAAAUUCACUUAACUCUUCGUGACGUACAAAUGUGGGUCGACCAAUCACAUUAAAGCAUUGCUGAGAAAAAAAAAUUUUGAGGCUUUGGGGGACAAUAAAAUAUUUUUUUUUGUUUGACC
Molecule: messenger RNA, 1503 nt
Organism: Radiomyces spectabilis
Lineage: Eukaryota; Fungi; Mucoromycota; Mucoromycetes; Mucorales; Radiomycetaceae
Product: mitochondrial carrier domain-containing protein
Exons: 6
Coding region: 51-1145 (364 amino acids)
Biological process (GO): transmembrane transport
Source: RefSeq, a predicted model, not a curated record